AUGAAGCUCCUCCCCACCCUCGUUGCCGGUGCCCUGGCCCUUACCACCUCUGUUCAGGCUGCCAACUGCAAUGCUGGCCUGAACUACUGCGCCAAUAUUCUGAAAAGUAUCGAUUUAAAGUACAUUAACUUGAUGACUGCCGCCAUUGCGGAGAAAUAUACCGAGUUCAAUUCGGCUAUUGCCCACCCGAUGUACUACCUGUGGCACUGCAAUGCCGAUGGAUCCGUCAGUAUUGUGGAAAAAUGUACUUGGGGCUGCGAGGAUGCAGGUCCUGGAAAUAGUGAUUACUGCUCAUGA
Aspergillus luchuensis is the source of this 297-nucleotide messenger RNA. RefSeq lists its product as uncharacterized. The transcript has 2 exons. The record is from RefSeq and is a predicted model, not a curated record. Lineage: Eukaryota; Fungi; Ascomycota; Eurotiomycetes; Eurotiales; Aspergillaceae. Bases 1 to 297 code for a protein of 98 amino acids.